Messenger RNA from Equus caballus (horse), 8788 nucleotides. RefSeq names its product adenylate cyclase 10 (gene ADCY10). The record is from RefSeq and is a predicted model, not a curated record. Gene Ontology annotation, biological process: intracellular signal transduction; cyclic nucleotide biosynthetic process. Gene Ontology annotation, molecular function: adenylate cyclase activity; protein binding. NCBI's taxonomy places the organism in Eukaryota, Metazoa, Chordata, Mammalia, Perissodactyla, Equidae. Gene Ontology annotation, cellular component: cytoplasm.
GGAAAGGGACAAUUUCCCCAUUCCUUCCUUGGUUCUUUUGGCUGGUUGAAUAAUUAAAAUGACAUACGACAGGUUAACAGGAGAAAAUCAAAUUUAAUACGUGCACACAGGGAAUUCACAUAACAUGAAAAAUUCCAAAGACGGUCAGGCAAAAUGAGAUAUGUAUGUCAUUCUGGACUAAGGAGAAGGGGGCAGAGACCUGGGAGUUCAAAGGGGAAAGGGGCAAUUUACAGGAAGGAAAAAAAGAGUUACUCUUUGGUAAACCGAGUUUGCUGGGGCUGUCCAGAAGCAAUGGGCUGGAGAGAAGACGGAUCAAACAGGCCUGGAGAGGUUCCUCCCUCUCUGCCACACCUAGUUCAUGUUAUAGUAUAGUUGUAUAAAGUGAUAUCUCCUUCCUUCAACUAAUCCUCCAACUUCUUUUUAAGCAGUUAGGGGGAAUAUCAAAGGUUCUUCUUGAGUCUUUUGGGCCUUGAUUAUUUUUAGCUCAAAAUCAUCUACAUGCCAAAGUGGCACAUCUUGGGGUGACUUGUUCUGAGCCCCUCCGCAGUGAAGGAUAGUGAGUCGCUGGAAGUGAAGGGAAAUAGAGCUGACAAGAGUGAGAAAUGGGUAGUGGAAUGGCUAGCAAAAUGACUUCAGAUUUUAAAAUCUUUUAACUUGAAGAAUCUUGAAGAAUUUUUUUCCUGCAUAUUGUGUGAAAUUCUUUUAAGCUACAGAAUAACAAAGGAUUUCUGUAUUUUCGAAUUACAUUCAGUAACUGAUAUAAUGUGGCAGAAAAGGCUCUAGAAUCAGCCAGACUUGAAUUUGAAUCCCAGCUCUAAGCCAUGCUCUAUGACUUUGGGCAAAUUAAGAAAGUGUCUAGCAGAGUGCCUGGGACACAGCUGACUUUCUGUAAACGUUUAUGACCUUUGUCCCCAUUAGGAGGAGAGACUGGGCGUAGAUUACUCCAUACUGGAAAUGACAGUCUAUUUGAUUUGAGAUCCAAUCUGGAGUACUGAACUUUCUUCUAAAAAUCCUAGCAAAGCCUGUCCUGGCUAGAGCUGUAGCCAGAGGAAUCAGCAAGGCAAUUUAGUUCUGAAUUUGAAGAAGCAAGUGAAAAAAGAAUUUUUUGAAUAAUAUACUAUAACUGAUCAAAAUUUGGCAAUUAGCUAUUGAAAACCUUGCACUUUAUCAUUUAUCCCUUCACUAUAGUCCAUCUUUGAGGAGGAAGGAUUAGAGAAUUUGACAUAAGCAGAAGUGAAGAGGUCCUGGAGAGUCAAAUUAUUACUACUUUCUUUUCAUAAUCCACACUAUUAAAUUAGAUUGUUUGGCGUGUAUGUGCAAACGUGUAUGUGUUUCCUACGGUUAAGCAUUUAGGAGAAACAUCUAUGAUGAAAUAUGGCAUAGACACAAAAAGCUUUAUUGACGUGUCUAUGUUGAAUUGGUGUUUUACUUCCUUUUCAUUAAAACCGGGUCUUUUCUGUAUGGGUUCUCCUAAGCCCAACUGGUCAGUGAAAUUAAUUGCAGUAUUUAGAUGCAAUCACAGAUAAUCACCCUCUUGGCUCUCAGAAGUUCCAUUGACAGACCACCAUCUCAUGCUUCCUGUCUGCCCAAAAACCCUCAUCCAUCCCAUUAUCGAAUCUUAAAAAUUAAACGGCUCUAACAUGUAUCCAAUCGAAAACUCACACUGCCGUUUGGAACACAGCCCAGUGGUCAGUUUCACAACUACCCUCAAAACUUAGAAUUUAUAUGCUAGAAAUCCUUAUUAUGAAUGUAGGUACUAAACCCCAUAAAAAUGCCUUUCACCAUGGUACAAAUCUCUUGAUCAGUCAAGAUGAAUUCUGUAUAAAAGUUCUCUAGGUCUUUAUUGAUGACUUCAUUAGGUAAGUUUUCUCAAUGCGGGGUCUGACCAGCCUGGGUUUCAACUCAACUCUGCCACACAGUAACUGUGAGACCUUGUUAACCUUUGUCUCUGAGAUUUAUCAUGUUCCAGAGUAAAAUGGAGAUGAUAAUAGUACCUACUUCAUAGGAUUGUUGUAAAGAUUAGUCAGAUAAUGUUUUAGCACAGUGCCUUAUCCAAGGUGAGUAUUAAAUAAAAUGUAGAAGGUUUCAGAAAAUGGUAAGCUUGUUAAAAGUAGAUCAGAAAAGUACCUUCUUAGACAAAGGAAGUUUUAAUUUAGUUGCAGAAAGAAUAUGCUCUGUUAACCUAUCUGCACGCCGUCUGACGUAGGAACAGUUGGAAUUCCUCACGCUUCCACACAUUAGAGCAGAGAGUGGGCUGCUUGGGGUGCGGGGCAGAGGCCAUGGAGAAUACUCAGUAAGAGAUAAAGUCUUAACCUAAUCUUUUGUUGUGGUUUGGCAUUCGCUUCAAAGAAACAUUGAUCCAAAGUACAUCAGUGCUGUUGUCUCUCCAUGGUAAACAGAUUAUCUCUUUCAAGUUGUUAAAAUGAUGUUGGAAGGUUGAAUCUUAACAAGGAUUGACCUCAAGGCCCAGAUUUCUCUCUGUAAAGCAAAGCAGUUUCUACCGGAGCUUGUUUAUAUAAUGAAACAGAAAUAGAAAACACUGGUAUUUAUUAAGACUGGUGUUCUCCCUAAGGAGUCUGUUUAAUUAUAUGAGGUAUGACUCUAAUUAUAUUGACUAGUUUCCACGACACCAGAAAAUGCACUCGACAAUUCAUUGAGCCUCUUUUCUUCCUCCCUUAAGACAGCUGUGCUGUACAACAUUUUGAAACACACAGUAAAUAUAAGGCUGGACUUUAUUUGAGAAUGUCUGCUUGCUUUUUCAGUUCAACUUUUUAAAAUUCAAGUCCUACAUAUGUCUCACUAACUGUGAAUUGCAGUUGUGAUAAACAUAAAAACCGCUGGAAAAUGAAAACAUGAUUUAAGCUGUUAGAAAAUAUGCCCCCCUCUUAAAACGCAUUUUGCCAGAGUCACGGAUUAAGAAACUCAAAUCCAGGGCUACGUUGGAUUGCAAGUUAUCUUUGGGGUGAAUUUGGUUAGAAGUGUGCACUUGACCAGUCAGAAAGGACAAGACAAGAAUUUACCUCACACAAAUGCUUGAAGAUGAGUACGGAAUGCAUUCUAACUAUAUAGUCCUACUAAACGCCAUAAUCAUUAUUGACCAGAAUUAGGUGUUUGCUUACUUAGGAGAUAGGUGUUUUUAUGAUGAUCACCUACCAACUAUUGCCUAAUUUCAACCACCUUCCAUGUGGUCAGGGAAAGAGUUGCAAAAACUACGUUGGGGUCGUAGCAGUCUCCCUGACCCUCGCCCCACUUGUCCAGACAAGGGAACCUGGUACAGCCAGUCCUGUAAGAGCAAUAGGCCACUAGGGCUGGUGGGGGAGGGGAGGGCAGUGCCAGCCAAUCAGAAGCAUGGUCAGUGCACGUGAAACAAUGAGCUUCUGAUGAGGGUGUGGCCAGGAAAACGGCUUUUAGACAAAACUGUCAUUUUAUGGGUCAGCUAUCAACAGAUAUGGCACUUCUGCUGUCUUCAGAAUAAUAACCAGGCCCUUUUGCUGUUUUCUGCACUCCUGAAAGAUCUAGUCCCUAAUCUAGGCUCUGGCUUUUCCCCAGCCUUGGAGGAAGCGGAGGUCUGUUAGGGGACUGCUUGCUGUGACCGUAGAAUCCUGAACAUUUGCCUUGAACAUGAACGCUCGAAAGGGAGACUCCCAGGACCGGGCCAUCGUCAGAAUGGCAGCUCAUCUGCCAGAUCUCAUUGUCUAUGGAAAUUUCUCCCUAGAGCGACCUUCUGUGGAUUAUUUUGACGGAGUCUUGAUGUUUGUUGAUAUUUCAGGUUUUACUGCAAUGACCGAGAGGUUCAGCACAGCCAUGUACAUGGACCGAGGGGCCGAGCAGCUGGUGGAGAUCCUCAACCACUACAUCAGUGCCAUCGUGGAGAAAGUGUUGAUUUUUGGAGGAGACAUCAUAAAAUUUGCAGGCGACGCGCUGCUGGCCCUGUGGAAGGUGGAGCGAAAGUACCUGAAAGACAUUAUCACGGUGGUGAUUAAAUGUAGCCUGGAGAUCCAUGGAUUGUUUGAGACCCAGGAGUCUGAAGAAGGCCUGGAUGUCCGGGUCAAGAUAGGCCUGUCUGCCGGUCACAUCACCAUGUUGGUCUUUGGAGACGAAACACGCAACUACUUUCUGGUGAUGGGCCAGGCAGUGGACGAUGUGCGCCUUGCACAGAACAUGGCACAGAUGAACGACGUCAUUCUGUCACCAAACUGCUGGCAGCUCUGUGACCGGAGCAUGAUUGAAAUUGAGAGGAUUCCAGACCGGAGAGCAGUUAAGGUGAAUUUCUUAAAACCACCCCCUGCUUUUAACUUUGAUGAGUUUUUCACAAAGUGUAUGACUUUCCUGGAUUAUUAUCCUUCUGGUGACCACAAAAACCUCCUGAGGCUUGCAUGCACGCUGGAGUCAGAUCCCGAACUGGAGUUGUCCCUACAAAAGUAUGUGAUGGAGAGCAUAUUUAAGCAGAUUGUUGACAAACAGCUUCCCGGUUAUUUGUCUGAGCUUCGCCCAGUGACAAUUAUGUUUGUAAACCUAUUGUUUAAGGACCGAGAAAAAGCAGAAGUCAUAGGCACAGCCAUUCAGGACGCCUGUGUGCACAUCAAUUCUGUCCUGAGGGUCUUCCGAGGCCAAAUCAAUAAAGUCUUCAUGUUUGACAAGGGCUGCUCCUUUCUCUGUGUCUUUGGUUUCCCUGGGGAAAAGGCACCUGACGAAUUCGCUCAUGCCUUGGAAAGUGCCAUGGAUAUAUUCAGCUUCUGCUCUCAGGUCCACAAAAUCCAUACUGUUUCCAUCGGCGUGACCAGCGGCAUUGUCUUUUGUGGAAUCGUCGGACACUCUGUGAGACAUGAGUACACAGUAAUUGGUCAAAAAGUCAACAUAGCAGCCAGGAUGAUGAUGUACUACCCGGGAAUCGUGACCUGCGACUCUGUCACCUACAACGGCAGCAACCUACCAACCUACUUUUUCAAAGAGCUUCCAAAGAAAGUCAUGAAAGGUGUUGCAGAUUCUGGACCAGUCUAUCAGUGUUUGGGCCUUAAUGAGAAAGUCAUGUUUGGUAUGGCAUACCUCAGCGGCAACAGAAAUCAGGAUUACCUUUUGCUGGGACGUGAUAAGGAGAUCAAAAUCUUCAUGUGUACUAUGAAGGAAUUUUUGAUGUGCAACUGCAGCCGAGUCCUAAUGUACGAGGGGUCAUCGGGAUGUGGAAAAAGCCAGAUACUGACGGAAAUUGAGUUCCUGGCCCAAGGUGAGAAUCACAGGACUAUUGCUAUUGCAUUGACUAAGGUCAGCUUCCAGCAAAAUUUUUAUACCAUCCAGAUACUCAUGGCCAGUGUACUAGGUCUGGAUACUUGUAAACAUUAUAAAGAACGACAGACCAACCUUCAGAAUAAAGUCAAGAUGCUGUUGGAUGAAAAGUUCCACUGUCUUCUUAACGACAUUUUCUACGUCCAGUUCCCUAUUUCAAGAGAGUUCUCCAAGAUGAGCACCUUGAGAAAGCGAAAGCUGUUGGAAGCAUUGUUUAUGAAGAUCUUGGAGCAAACAGUGAAAGAGGAAAGGAUUAUUUUUAUCAUCGAUGAGGGCCAGUUUAUUGAUGCAGCCUCCUGGGCCUUUAUGGAGAAGCUUGUCCGCACUCUUCCUGUGUUCAUCAUCAUGUCCCUGUCUCCCUUCGUUGGCUUACCCUGUUCAGGGGCCAGUGCCAUAAUGAAGAACAGGAACACCACCUACGUCACCCUGGGUGCCAUGCAGCCUAAGGACAUCCGAAACAAGGUCUGCGUAGACCUCAGUGUCAGGGGCAUCUCCAAAGAGCUGGACUCGUACCUGGUGGAGGGGAGCUGUGGGAUUCCAUUCUACUGUGAAGAAUUGCUAAAAAACCUCGAUCAACACAGGGUGCUCAUUUUCCAGCCAGUCGAGUCCGAGGAAAAGGCAAAUGUGACCUGGAACAACCUGUUCAAGAAUUUUGCUAAGCCAACAGAGGAAUUAAAAAUGUUCACUCUCAGUAAUGAGGAGGAAAGUGAAGAAUUCUGUAACCUCGCAAGUGGUGUCAGACUGAAAAACUUGUCACCGCCAGCAUCAUUAAAAGAAAUCUCUCUGGUUCAGCUGGAUAGCAUGAGCCUUUCCCACCAGAUGUUAGUGAGAUGUGCGGCCAUCAUUGGCCAGACCUUCACUACAGAGUUGUUGUUUGAGAUUCUCCCUUGUUGGAACAUGAAGAUGAUGAUCAAGGCCCUGGCGACUCUAGUGGAAUCCAACAUCUUUGAUUGUUUCCGGAAUGGCAAGGAGCUCCGAAUGGCUCUGAAACAGAACACGGCCUCGUUUGUGGUGAAUUAUCGCUCCCUGUCUCUGAAGCCCAGUGAAGGAAUGGCUCACGGAGAGGAGGAAGAGCUUCGUGAGCUGGAAAGCGAGGUGAUCGAGUGUCACAUCAUUCGAUUCUGCAAGCCUAUUAUGCAGAAAACAGCCUAUGAGCUGUGGCUGAAGGACCAGAAGAAAGCCAUGCACUUGAAAUGUGCCCGCUUUUUAGAAGAAAAUGCUCACAGGUGUGACCACUGCCGAAGUGGUGACUUCAUUCCGUAUCACCACUUCACGGUGGACAUCCGGCUCAACACUCUGGACCUGGGCACCAUUAAGAAGAUGGCGAAGUCCCAUGGAUUUCAAACUGAAGAAGAGAUCAGCUUUUCCAAAAUAGAGAUUCCUAAGAAAUCCGAGAUAUUUCCUGAAAGUCUCAGUUCUGAAGAAAUAAGAGAAAAGAUCUUGAGUUUCCUUGACAUCAUUAUACUAAAAAUGAAGACGUCUGAGGAAGACAUCAUCCCCCUGGAAUCUUGCCAGUGUGAGGAAAUCCUCGAGAUCGUCACCAUACCUCUGGCCAACCAUUUUCUGGCUUUGGGAGAAAACAACAAAGCUUUAUAUUACUUCCUAGAAAUCGCCUCUGCGCAUCUCCUCUUAGGUGAUAAUUACAUGGCAUACGUGUACCUGAAUGAGGGAGAGAGGCUGCUAAAAACUCUCAAUAAGGAAAAGUCUUGGAAUCAGACUUUUGAGUCUGCCACCUUUUACAGCCUCAAAGGUCAGGUCUGCUUCAACAUGGGCCAGAUGGUGCUUGCCAAGAAAAUGCUGAGGAAGGCCCUGAAGCUCCUCAACCGAAUCUUUCCUAACAACGUCAUCUCCUUGUUUCUCCAGACCCACGUCGAGAAAAACAGACACUUUCGUUAUGUGAAUCAGCAGGCCCAAGAGAGCUCGCCUCCAGGGAAGAAGAGACUGGCGCAGCUUUACCGGCAAUCCGUCUGCUUCUCCUUGCUGUGGCGGAUCUAUAGCUUAAAUUAUUUUUUUUACUACAAGUAUUACAGCCAGCUGGCAGCUAUGAUGCAAGUGAACACCGCCCUGGAAACUCAAGAUGAUUUCCAGAUCAUUAAGGCCUACCUGGACUAUUCGCUGCACUACCAGCUGGCCGGCUACCAGGGUGUGUGGUUCAAGUACGAAGUCAUGGCCAUGGAGCAGGUCUUCAGCCUCCCCCUGAAGGGCGAGGGCAUUGAAAUGGUGACGUAUGUGGCUGAUACACUGGGCUACAUCAAGCUCAUAAUGGGCCACUUGGACUUGGCCUAUGACUUAGGCUCUCGAGCCCACAAGAUGUGGGCACUGCUCCGGAAUCCCAACAGACACUAUAUAGUCCUCUGCUGGCUUAGCAAAUGUCUCCUCUUGAAAACCAGACACAAGCAGCUGGUGCAGGUGCUGGGGUCGCUGUGGGAUCUUUCUAUAGCAGAAGAGCACAUCUUCAGCAAGGCGUUUUUCUAUUUUGUCUGCCUGGACAUCAUGCUUUAUUCUGGCUUUGUUUAUAGGCCAUUUGAAGAAUGUUUGGAAUUCAUACACCAAAACGAAGACCAUUGGAUCCUCAAGUUCCAGAGUGGAAUGCUCCUGGGACUUUAUUCGUGCAUAGCUGUCUGGUAUGCCAGACUUCAGGAAUGGCAGAACUUUCACAUGUUCUCCAAUAGAGCUAAAAAUCUAGUGCCAAGAAGAACCCCGACAGCUCUGUACUGUGAAGGAAUCACUAGAUACAUGGAGGGGCAAGUUCUCUACCUGCAGAAGCAAAUUGAAGAACAGUCUGAGAACGCUCAAGACAGUGGCGUUGAGCUACUCAAGAACCUGGAGAAUCUGGUGGCUCAAAGUACCACUGGCCCCGUCUUCUACCCGAGGCUGUACCACCUGAUGGCAUACGUCUGUAUACUCAUGGGAGACGGGCAGAACUGCGACCUCUUCCUGAACACGGCCUUACAGCUCUCUGACACACAGGGGAACGUGCUGGAGAAGUGCUGGCUGAACAUGAGUAAAGAAUGGUGGUACUCGAGCUCCGAGUUCAUGGAAGAUCAAUGGCUUCAAACGGUCUUGAGUCUCCCAUCAUGGGAAAAAAUUGUUUCAGGCAAAGUAAACAUGCAAGAUAUCCAAAAAAACAAAUUCCUAAUGAGAGUUAACAUCCUGGACAAUCCUUUCUAACAUUUCAUGGAAGAGAAUAAAGAUUUUAGUAAGACUCAUUCUCCUGUGACCAUCUGUCAUCAACCAUUCUCUGUAGCCAGCGCCCUCCAGGUUCCUACAUGGUCUCUUCUGUUCCAGACACAGAACCAGAUGUGCUGGUUUCUUCUCUUUCUGGAGGGUCACACAAGGUCGGCAGUGUCCUGCUUUACUUUCUCCAACUUUGCACAAAUUGCCUUUGCCUUUCAAUGUUUUAGCUUGACCUGUUUAUUUCAGCCCAUACAAAAUUAUAUCAUAUGGAAAAAUAUUAAUAUCAAAAUGGUGGGGCUGGCCUGGUGGCAUACUAGGUAAAUUCGCA